This is a messenger RNA of Boeremia exigua, 2232 nucleotides long. Its product is annotated as alpha-1,2-mannosidase family protein. Gene Ontology annotation, cellular component: nucleus; cytosol. NCBI's taxonomy places the organism in Eukaryota, Fungi, Ascomycota, Dothideomycetes, Pleosporales, Didymellaceae. The record is from RefSeq and is a predicted model, not a curated record. Gene Ontology annotation, molecular function: peptide-N4-(N-acetyl-beta-glucosaminyl)asparagine amidase activity; carbohydrate binding. Gene Ontology annotation, biological process: protein quality control for misfolded or incompletely synthesized proteins; glycoprotein catabolic process; protein deglycosylation. The transcript has 4 exons. Bases 1 to 2232 code for a protein of 743 amino acids.
AUGUUGAAGGUAUAUUCAGUAGCUAUUCUUGCAUUCGCAGGCACUGGCGGUGCAGCGGUGGACUACAGUCAAUAUGUAAACAUCUUAUUUCCCGGCGUCGUAGCAGCGCCGUUCGCUAUGGCCAAACUUGGUCCCGAUGUUCAAUCUGGAACAACAGACGCAUACUCUGGAUACUUACCAGAAGGCAAUAUCUGGGGCUUUAGUAUGAUGCACGAGUCGGGUACAGGAGGGGCGCCAAAGUAUGGCGUUGUGUCGCAGAUGCCAGUCGUUGGAAUCGUUCCGGAUCCGCUGGCAGACUUGUCCCAACCUAGGGCUUCUGGAGAUCAGGGCGGCGUUGGAUGGUACGAGUCUCGCCUAGCAAACAAUGUUACGGUGCGGCUUGCGGCGACAGAGCAUGCGGGUUUCUACGAGUAUACCUUUCCUGGUGGCAACAGUACGACAUCGUCUAUCGUUGUAGAUGUGUCUCAUGUACUUCCAAGCUUCAGAGGCCUCGGUUGGGAGCAGCACUAUUCUGGUGGCACGUUCAAGCUCCUCGAUGGAAGGUACUACGAAGGUUCGGGGACAUACAACAACGGCUGGAAUCUCUCGCCAGACUGGACCAUUUACUUCUGUGGGAGAUUCGAUAAAGGAACUGUGCGUUCCAUGGUAUUUGCCGGAAAUAUGUCCGUCAGUAACAACUCCAACUAUGUCGCCGGGACUGCUCGGCUGGGAGGUGUUUUCACCUUUAAAGAGACAGAUUUAACUUCGCAGGUCGGUAUAUCCUUUCUCUCUACCAUAAAAGCCUGCCAAAAUCUGGACGACGAGAUCAGCGAAGACGACAGUAUCCAGUCACUUACUGAGGCUGCCCAAAAUCGGUGGAACGACGAGAUCUUCAAUAAGAUACAGAUUUCUUCCGAGCAGACUGAAGACCAUCAACUCUUGUACAGUUCCCUGUAUGGAAUGUUUCUCAUACCCUCUAAUAGGACAGGAGAGAACCCGGGAUGGGACAGCAGCGAACCAUAUUACGACGAUGUAUUCACCUUGUGGGAUACCCACCGGUGCCACACAUCGCUCUUCCAGAUAGUGCAGCCUACUGCGUACGAAGAGUUUGUGCGAUCACUGAUCGACAUCUGGCGGCAUGACGGAUUCAUGCCUGAUGCCCGAUCGUCCAACUUCAACGGACGCGUGCAAGGCGGCUCGAAUGCGGAUAAUGUUCUAGCCGACGCUUACGUCAAAGGUGUGCGAGGCGCCGUAGAUUGGGAAGACGGAUUCGGCGCGAUGAGAACCGAUGCUGAGGUCGCGCCACCACUUGACAUAAUUGACCCCAGAGCUCCCGAGGCGUCUACCAAAGAAGGCAGAGGCGCUCUUCCGGAUUGGCUGCAGUACGGCUACAUCACACCUCGCUUUACACGCGCUGUAUCGAGAGCGGUAGAGUAUUCGACGAACGACUUUGGCCUAUAUCAGGUCGCCGUUGGUCUGGGCAAGUCGAAGGAGGCGGUAACAUACUUCAACCGCUCACGAAACUGGCGGAACCACUGGAAUCCAAACGCUACAUCUGAAGGCCAUUCUGGAUUUGUGGUUCCUAGACAAGCAAACGGGUCGUUUGUCGCACAGGAUCCGAAAGACUGUGGAGGUUGCUACUGGGGCGAUGCAUAUUAUGAAGACAACGCUUGGAUUUACAGCAUGAACGCGAUACACGAUGUAGCGGAACUGAAGAGGCGGAUUGGUGGUGAUGAGAGAUUCGUUGACAGACUGGACAAUCUUUUCGAGUUGGAAAUCUUCAAUGCGGGUAAUGAGCCAGGUUUCACAACACCGUACUUAUACAAUUUUGUACCAGGGCAGCAGUGGAGAAGUGUCGAGAGGGGCCGAGCAAUUAGUUCUCUGUUCAAUGCAGGCGAAAGUGGUUUGCCCGGCAACUCGGACGCUGGCGCUAUGGAGAGUCUUCUGGUGUGGCAGAUGAUUGGUCUUUUCCCUAUGACUGGACAGACGACCUUCCUGGUCCUUGCUCCGUGGUUCGGGCAGAUGUCGAUCAGUCUUGGGAACAGCAAGCGUCUUGUAGUCUCCACAACUGGCGGUGACCGUGAUAACGCCCCAUACGUUCAAAGCUUAAGAGUUAACGGCAAGCCGUGGAAUAAGGCAUGGGUAGCCUGGGAAGAUAUCUUUGCAGAUGGUGGUACUUUGGAUUUUGUGCUUGGCACAGAGAAAGUGGGAUGGUCGACUGGCGACUUGCCGCCAAGUCCGGCCUCAGUAUAG